Molecule: messenger RNA, 1976 nt
Organism: Dufourea novaeangliae
Lineage: Eukaryota; Metazoa; Arthropoda; Insecta; Hymenoptera; Halictidae
Product: alpha-tocopherol transfer protein-like
Exons: 7
Coding region: 471-1430 (319 amino acids)
Cellular component (GO): membrane
Molecular function (GO): phosphatidylinositol bisphosphate binding
Source: RefSeq, a predicted model, not a curated record
CGUUCGCCAACAGCCAGUCCUCGCCAGUGUCCCGACUAAGUUGGAUCAUCCUUUCGUUUCGCGUACCCACAACAACCUGUUUCUCCGGCCUGUUUGCAGAAUCAUUCACCUCUUCUAUCCCCGUCUCUGUCUGGCGUACGAGACCUGAUACGCGGCCACUCGGUACGAUCAAGAGUACACAUAUCACUUCUUUCGCGGCUGCGACCGUGAAAUGAGAUCCUCCUAGUGUGUCGUGUCUUCGGGGAAGAUUCUGACGGUGACAGAAGAAGAAAAGUCUUUAUUCUCUAUCGAAGAGAACGGAGGGAAACUUCGUGAUCGAGUGCGCGAGGAUCGACCCUUGGGAGGAACAUCGCGACUGAAACUGCGAAAGAUUCCCAGGGCCUGCUUUCUUGGUGCAUCGUAGAAGAGAGGAGAGUCUCUUUGGGUCUAAUCAGAUAGUGUUCGCGGACCACUACAAGCGGGACAGUCCCAUGAACGGGAUGUCGCUGCAACGGGAACAAGAUGGCGGCGGUGGUACGGUCACGAAGCAGAGAGAGGUGCCACGGUUCAGGUGCGGUACGUACGUGCUCACAGCCGAAUUCGACGAUGGGGACGAAUUUUACAGGGAGAAGGCGUUGAAGGAGCUCCGUGAGACGCCUGACGUUGUCCAGCAAGCCUUGAAGGACAUCAGGGCGAUGGUUAAAGGCGAGCCCGAUUUCAAUCUGCCGGACGACGAUGAAUUCUUCUACAAGUUCCUGCGUCCCUGCAAAUGGCACCCGAAAAGUGCCUUCGAACUGAUCAAACGGUUCUACAAGUUCCGGCUGAACAAUCCACGUUACUGCGACAGUUUGCUGCCGAGCUCGGAGACGAAGUUGCUGUCCUCGGAGAUACUGAUCCCUUUGCCGGAUCGUACGGCACAGGGUUGCAGGAUUCUCCUCAUCAACGCGGGGAAGAAGUGGAACCCGAAGGUGAUCAGCCUCGACGAGAUAUUCCGUGCGAUUAUGCUGUCGCUGGACGCUGCGAUGGCCGAGCCGAAAACUCAGAUCGCUGGGGUGCAUGUAAUCUUGAACAUGGACGGGUUCUCGCUUAGCCAGGUGACGUACUUCACGCCGAGUUUCGCCGCGAUGAUAACUGAAUGGGUGCAAAGAUGCCUACCGUGUCGCCUGAAGGGCAUUCAUAUUGUGAAUCAACCGUUCAUAUUCAAUAUGGUCUUUGCGAUUUUCAAACCUUUCCUUAUGGAAAAAACACGGAAGAGGAUCCAUUUCCACGGGACCGACAGAAAGUCGCUGACCUCGUACCUGGGCACCAAACCGUUGCCCACCAGUUUCGGUGGUGAACUGGUGAUGCCCAAUGAACCUCUGGGCGACGGCCUCUGCGACUACUUCUGCUGCUUCGAGAAAGAUUUCGAAGCUUCGAAUCAGUGGGGAUACGCGAAGAUCGCGAAACGGUAAGGAGAAAGGGAGGGGCUGUUCGUUCAAAGGCCCAGAAUGCACGGAGAAAAGUUUGGGAUCGCGUGGAUUUUCGUGGUUUAAAGACGAACAGUUCGCGGAGACAAUAUAACGUGGGGAGAUAGGGUGGGGCAUCGAGAAUUAGUUUUAAGUAAUGAAUUGUUGAAGCUCUAACUUAUUCUUUAAGGUUUUCACUGUGUUAGGUGAGGACAGAACGAAGCGUUCUCAACGGUUAUCUAACGAUAUCCAGUGAAAGCACAGUUUUAUGGGCUGUGUAAUGUUUUCCAUGAAACAAAAAAGGAACCUUUUGUUAGUUCGAAUUCGCGGUUCACAGUGAUAUCACACCCACGAAAUGGCGAAUAUUUCGAAAACAUGAACAGACAUUGUUAAACAGAAUAAGGACCAGCGAAUUCGGGACAAUAAUAUUAUGGAUGGUAACGGCGACGAUAAAGAAGAUCAUCAACAGAGAUUAUAAUUAUUUUCUUACGUAUAAUAAGUACGAUUUUUCGUGUCGCCUUUUUCACGUCCAAUAAAGAUACUAUAUACGUA